Messenger RNA from Darwinula stevensoni, 2358 nucleotides. The record is from the annotation of a GenBank genome assembly. Lineage: Eukaryota; Metazoa; Arthropoda; Ostracoda; Podocopida; Darwinulidae.
AUGCUUGGAGCAUGCUCCUUCUGUGAACCAGUGGGUUCAAGUGACCCCAGCAAACUGGUCCAUGCCUCCUUCAUCCAGGAACAGAAGACCUGGAGUCUCCUCUCCCUGCUUUUCUCUUUUCGUCAGAAGGAACAGGAACCAGUUGAAGACCUGAGAAAGGAUGGCCAGUACAUCAGUGAUAGGGAGAUUGCAGAGCACUUCCUUGCAUCUCAUCCUGAAAUUGAGGAACAACAUCUCCUGCUUCGGUGGUUAGAAAGCAAUGCCAAGGAUGACUAUCAGGGAUUCUACAAGAACAUGAAGGUGUACUUCAGUGCCACAGCUGAACCACCUGACCACAAAAGGAUUCCAUUGAGUCAAAAAGAUAAACCUCAACUUAUGCACAGCCUUGAUCCUGCUGAUUUUGAGCAGUUCACCCGGACUCUGUUUGUUUUGAUUCGAUGUGGCCUGAUUGAAGAAGCAAAAGACAUGUGUCUGGAUGUAGGUGACCCAGUUCGUGCUGUGAACUUAGAAGGUUGGAAAUAUCACCAUGAUGGAAGAUAUCGUGAUGAAAAUUCCACUGACAUUGAGGGCAAUCCUAUGAGAGACUUCUUUAUUGAGCUGUGCUUAGCAGCAAGCAAAGAGCGAGCUAUGCCUUUGUAUGAGAGGGCUGUGAAUGCAUCAUUCUGUGGCAACCUGGAUGUUUUGCUGGAGGUGAGCAAGACAUGGGAGGAUGCCCUCUGGUCUUACCUCAAGACAGCCAUCCUCAGCCGCAUCGAGAUGGAAGUGCGGAAUCUGAGCUGCAGCCUUAGGCCACUUCUUCCCUUGCCUCCUGAACUUCGAGAGACAAGGUUAGAUUUGAAGAACAUAUUCCUUGCCAUUGAGUCUUCACCAGCCCAUGACAUUUCGGUUGAGGCAAAGCAUUUCAUGAGGCAACUGCAGAAGUCCAUGAUCCUUAACGACCCAGAUGUUCUUCUGGACACCCUGCGUGCAGCAGUUCAUGGUGCAUCUCCAUCCAUCCAGCUUUUGAGAUUCGCUACCCACACACUCUUAUGUCUGAAAGCAUUGGGUCAGAUACAAUUCAAUGAUCAACGCCUGAUUGAUGUCUUGGAAGCAUAUGUCAAAGCACUGAUUGAGGAAGGGAAGUUUAUGAUGGUUCCCUGGUACCUGACACACCUUCCUUCAGUAGAACUCCGCUCCCAUUGGUUGGCUCUCCUCCUCCAACAUACUUCUGAUCCCAAGAUCAGAGAAGAGUGCAUCAAUCUUGCCAAAGAGGAAGGCCUUGACAUCCAGGAAGCCUCUGUCAUGGCAGUCCAAAGUAUCAGAGUCAAGGUUUCCAAGCCUGAGGAGCUGGCAUCAAGGGCUGUGACAGAAAGUGACAAGGAGAAAGUGGAAUCUCUGAAUCUCCUACUAUAUGAAGAUAGCCAGAGGGCAGAUGCCUUGAGGGAAGGGAAUGCCCUUACUAGAGGAUUUCUCCUCGUGCAGAAGAUGCAGGCUGUACGCCUUCUUCUCCAGCAAUGUAUGUCCAACUGGAAGUAUUUCUCUUCCUCUUAUCAUAUGUUGCGACUGGGUAGUCAUGGAACACAUGUGGCAACUAUAGCUGCAGGACACUUCCCCAAUGAGCCAGAAAAGGAUGGCAUUGCACCUGGAGCACAGAUUGUGUCUGUGACUAUUGGAGAUGGUCGUCUUGGUUCCAUGGAAACUGGAGCUGCCAUCGUUCGAGCCAUGCUUCGGGUCAUGGAGCAUUACAAAUACAAAGUUGAUGUCAUCAACAUGAGUUAUGGAGAGCAUACUCACUUUGCACAUUCAGGGAGGAUUGGAGAGCUGGUGAAGGAUGUGGUGUACAAGGAAGGGGUCCUUUGGGUUUCUUCUGCCGGGAACCAUGGUCCAGCUCUUGGGACAGUGGGAGCACCCCCUGAUCUCUGUACUUCUGCCAUCAUAGGUGUGGGUGCCUUUGUUUUUCCGGAGAUGAUGGUUGCAGGGAGGAUUGGAGAGCUGGUGAAGGAUGUUGUGUACAAGGAAGGGGUCCUUUGGGUUUCUUCCGCCGGGAACCAUGGUCCAGCUCUUGGGACAGUGGGAGCACCCCCUGAUCUCUGUACUUCUGCCAUCAUUGGUCCAACCUUUGAUGGAGCCAGAGGAGUGACAAUUUGUGCCCCAGGGGGAGCUAUUGCAUCUGUGCCAAAUUUCAUGUUGAAGGGAUCCCAGCUGAUGAAUGGCACAAGUAUGGCCGCACCACAUGCGGCUGGAGUCUUUUGUCUCUUGAUAUCAGCCAUGAAGCAGAACAAUUAUCCAUAUUCCCGCUGCUCGGACGCAUCUAGCCGCCUCUUGUGCCGGGACAUGAAGGUUUUAGUACUUCGGAAACGGGUCCCAAAACCCGAGUAA